This is a messenger RNA of Drosophila willistoni, 2022 nucleotides long. RefSeq names its product sperm-associated antigen 7. Lineage: Eukaryota; Metazoa; Arthropoda; Insecta; Diptera; Drosophilidae. The coding region runs from base 365 to 1141 and encodes 258 amino acids. The transcript has 6 exons. The record is from RefSeq and is a predicted model, not a curated record. Gene Ontology annotation, molecular function: nucleic acid binding.
GAAGUGAAUACAACUGCUAUUAAAUUAAAAACUAUAAAUAAGAAAAGCAAAUUAUACAACUAAUAUUGCACUUCUUGAAAUUUGCCGGAAACUACUCAAGACUAUAAUUUUUCUCAGUGUAAACAGCUGAUGAGGAAAUCAAAGAUACCAAAAUUUGUAUAGUUUCUUUUCAAUAAGUUGGUAGUUCCCUUCGAGCUGCACCGGCCAAUAAAUAAAAGAAAAAUAAAGGUUUAUUUUUACAAGAAUAAAACAAAUAGUUGGGACUUAAUUGCUAAACAAUUAAAUCUAAUAAUAGACUAAACAAAGUACGUCAAAUAGAAAGUGAUUAGUUUGGGGGCAGGGGCAAGGACAGACGGUCAUCAAAAUGGACCUCCUCGACUCCAUUCUAUCCUCCAUGGACGCUCCGCCAGCCACAAAUGAGCAACAGAAGACGCUGAUUAAGAAACAAAGGGAAAUGAUGGAACGCAUGCAAAACAAACAGAAAGAGGAAUUAUUAAGAUUUCGGAAAUAUGUAGAGGAGCGCAUGGGCCGCUUUGCCAAGGAUGAUCGACUAUGCAUUGAGUUUCAGCCGCUGGAUAAAGUGCAUCGUUCUGUUAUUCAUGAAAUAGCCGAAAAUGGAGGCUUUAUAGCCAUGAGUUUUGGACGCGAGGAUGUUGACCGACAUUCGGUUGUGUACAAAAAGGAGCAUGCCCCCGGUGAAGAUGAGGUGACGGCCCGUCGCAAUGGCGAUGGAUGGAAUGAGGAGAUAGCCAAAGAAUAUGCCGAAAGGCGACAAGAACGUCUAGAGCAAGAGCAAAGUGAACAGGCCGAAUUGGCAAGCAGCAGUUCAGGAACCCAAUCCUUGGACAACACAGAUCAAACGGGUUCAACCAGCGCCGGUGGCGAUAUCAAACCAACAUCGAACUACAAGGCUAAAUAUGCUCAUCUUAUAGGUGAGUCCGCUGCUUUACAAGCGGCUCGCAAAACAGAGACAAAUCAAAGCUAUGGAUUUGUGCCUAGUAAAAAUAAAAAGGACAUGCGUUCCAUAGAGCAAACGCUGGCCGAUAUUCAGGCCAAAAAACGGCUCAAGCUCCAGCAGCAACAGGAACAGCAAGAACAACAGCAGCAGGAGGACGAGCCGCAGCAGGGCCCUGUUGAUUAGAUUAGAAAACGUUUCCUUAACAUAUUUUUUUUGUUAACAAAUCCAGUUUUAGUCACUUGCGAAGAAAGGAAGUCGUCAUCGGACUGCCAUGUUAACUUGUAAGCAAUUCAAUAUUAUUGUUGGCCAAUAGGACGCAUAGAAGUAACAAUAACCUAUAAAUUUUUAGAACAAGUUAUAUAUAUAUAUACUACGUAUUAAACUGCAGUGUCCAAUUCGCAAUAUCUAUUUAUAUAAUAAAAAAAAUACAAAAAAAAAGUAAAUUACUGGUAGAUUCAAAACAUUGCCCCAGUGUUGGAAAAUAGUGGAAAUUAUUUUUAAGCAAACACUGCUCAGAUACUGGGAGCCUGCGGUCUAAACUCGAGAAGUCUCUUUUAGACCUCUGGAGAGCUGGUAACACUGAUCAAUUGCACCACGUGUUGAACGGGACUAGCGGAAAAAGAUUGGAAGAACAUUACAACAUGCUAGAAAAAAUUUGUUUAAAAAUGGAUUUACAACCUUAAAAAAUUGGCUGUUGCCUACGAGUAGGAACAAUGGAGCACCCCCUUUGGAUGUUUGAGACUUUUUGGACAUUGAAUGUACCUUAAUAAAGGUAAACUAAUGCCUGAUCUAUGGAGCACCCUUUAAGAACAAGGAACCUCUUAAACAGAGAUGACCACGUGCUUAUCUAAGUUUCAAUCGAAUGAUGCACCACCAUUCUGAGUGCUUCGAAUUUGAUAUAGAACACUGUGGAAACCAAAUUUAAAAGUGGAAAGGAAGUGCGCUGGACCUUUUUAAAUGAUUAUGCCGAUGAAUAAUUGUUGUCGCCUAUAACAGUGACUAAAAAUUAAAUUUAGCAUUUAUAUAAUCAAUAAAAGCGAAAUAAACUAAUUUUUGUAUUUUAA